Hermetia illucens (black soldier fly) is the source of this 1208-nucleotide messenger RNA. Its product is annotated as DNA damage-regulated autophagy modulator protein 1. The transcript has 5 exons. NCBI's taxonomy places the organism in Eukaryota, Metazoa, Arthropoda, Insecta, Diptera, Stratiomyidae. The coding region runs from base 116 to 856 and encodes 246 amino acids. The record is from RefSeq and is a predicted model, not a curated record.
UAAUGUCAACACACUCUGAUUGUAAAAAACGUCAAAGCUGCAUUUCGCUUCCCUUGCAACUUGGUGUACGCGAGUGGGUUUUGCCGCCGCCUGUGCAAAUAUCGCAAAUUGCAAUAUGUCGAGAGUGUAUUUAUUGCCAGUAACUGUGUUCUUGCUGUUCCAAAUAACAUUCAUUUGCACAUAUAUUGCGGCUAUUUUAGAAGGACACGUCGUUCCAGCUGUACCCUACAUUAGCGAUGCUGCCACAUAUUCUCCAGAAAGUUGUGUAUUUGGACAACUCAUCAAUUUGGGAAGCGUUUUAUUGGGUCUCACAAUCUAUGUCCGAUAUCGUCAAGUCCUAGAACUGUUCGGCUACCAUCCAGAUUUGGGGGAACAACUACUCAAAUUGAAUAAAAUAUCCGUUUGGUUCGGCAUAGCUUCGUGUGUUGGCAUUAGUUUUGUGGCAAACUUCCAGGAAACAAAUGUUCGGAUUGUGCACUUUUUCGGGGCAUUUUGUUGCUUUGGUUUUGGCACCUUAUAUUUUUGGAUGCAGUCCCUAAUAUCGUACAUAUUACAACCAAUAGCCGGAACGAAGUUGAAGGCGCAUUUAAGGAUAGCCAUGUCUGUUGCAUGUACGGUUUUGUUUGUUCUCUUAGCUGUUACUGGAGUAAUAUCUCAUAUUCUCUUCAAAGGAACAGAUCCUCGCAAAUGGUACCCAUCGGAUGGUGGUUGGCACUACCACGUUGCGAGCUCAAUAUCAGAAUGGAUUGUCGCAACAAUUUUCAGUUUCUACAUUUUGUCCUUCACUGAUGAAUUUCGUGAUGUUCAUUUGGGUCAUCCGCAAAUGACCCUUUUACCUUAUAGUAUUACGAUUUAAAUCUGAUUUGUCAUCAUUCGUGGAAUUUUUAUAUUUACUGUGAUAUUCUCUUAGAAGCUUUUAAAGAAAGCAUCCUCGCUCUCUGAGAUAGUAAGUAGGCCUCUAUGUGUGGCUGUAUUAUAAUCAUCUUUCAAAGGUUUAUUUCAGGGGAAAAUGAAUUCAGUGGUCCAUUUAAGUUGACGCGUACAUAAGAAAAUAUAAAAGUUUUCUCUAAAGACAGUUUAUGCAACGAAAUGUGUUUAAUUUAGCUUUCGGAAAGUUAUCCUUCACACUUAAUAUUUUGAAAUCUGAAAGAUAUUUUAUUUAUAGUUUAUUGAGAACUUUGAAAUAAAGUGUACAGUUUAUUAUUAUU